Messenger RNA from Dreissena polymorpha, 3033 nucleotides. RefSeq lists its product as uncharacterized. NCBI's taxonomy places the organism in Eukaryota, Metazoa, Mollusca, Bivalvia, Myida, Dreissenidae. The transcript has 2 exons. Bases 584 to 1639 code for a protein of 351 amino acids. The record is from RefSeq and is a predicted model, not a curated record.
UGUCAAUCAAAUAAGUCUAUUUGAUGUUCAACUCUCAAUGUAAAGGACUGUUUAAAACAACUAACAAAUGAACAAGUAAAUCAACAAAUGUGUCAAGCGGAAAACAAGAAUAGUCUAAAGAAAACAAUAAUUGAUGUUAACAAGUUCAAAAGAUUCUUAUUGACAAAACAAGAAAAAAGGGAAAUACAUGACAUAGGCCCGGAUAUGUUGGAUGAAUACUUGGCAAAGUAUGUGCUUUCAGUUAGAAAAUGUGAUGGUUUUGAAUAUGAACCAAGCACAAUAAGGAACAUGAUAUCAUGCAUCGACCGGAAACUCAAACGCAACAAAUAUCCUGUACAAAUUAUGCAAGAAAACAACACCAAUCACUUUCAGCUUACAAGGGAUGCUUUAAAGGCGAAACAAAGAACCCUAAAAACAUGGGAAAGGGCAACAAACCAAAUGCCACAUAUUCCAUACGUGACGAGGAAAUCAAUGUAAUGUAUGAACGUGGAAUGCUGGAUGGUACAUCGCCAAAGGCCUGGUUUAACAAUUGUGUGUCACUUGGAUUAAGAGGAACGACUGAGAAUUAUAAUUUGAGAAAAAGAUGAUUCCCAAGGUUCUAGCGCAACAGCGCCCUAGGCGUAGAUACCGAUGCAAAGUGUGCGGGAAAACUGAUAGAAAAGGGAGGUUGAUUGGCCACAUCCUGAAGCACCAUGUGCCGAUGGACCAGGCUCCAUUUUCCUGCGGAUUGUGUAACUUCCGGUGUACUGAAGUGGCAGAUCGCACUAACCAUAUCACGCGGUAUAAGCGUCAUGUCGAUGAGGCAAAACGAGCAGGAGUAGUGGAUCUUUCGCAAAUCCUGAGGAAAGCAGAAAAUCCCGUCGAGGUUCACAACUUUAUGGAGGCCGAUCCUGAAGAUGACUAUGAGGGUAUAUUCGAACAAGACGCGGAGGAAGCAGUCCUACCCGACUGGCUGUCUCAGGCUACCGGUAGUUUACUAACGCCUUCGGCCUCACCUUCCGUGUCUGCUUUUAAUACAGUAGAGAAGCCGGUGGAAAUCAACGCGAUAAGUGUUGCAAGAGUGCCUAGUCAAUCGCCGCUCUUUCGUGCAAUUCAGGCACCAGCCCUAAACCUGUGGCCGGCAACGAUCCCCUUUCCGAUGCCGACGUACAUGAAUGAGACAGUGAACGCUCCAAUAACAUUCUCGCAGUCGUCAGCGGUGAGAGCAGAGGUGAACACCCCGUUAACGGACGAACCCGAAUUUUUGGGCAAUGGCAUUGCCGAGUCGUUCCUGGAGGAGUUAUGUUCUCCGGCAACCGCUGCAACCGCAGAAAACCCGAGGCAAGUCGUGGAACCAGAGCGUCCCGUUAGCUCCGUCGGGGAGUGCGUCAACGUUGUGCAAGCUGCUAGCUCUUCGUCAAACGAAGUGCUGAGACAAGCCUUCACUGACUUAGUCAACCAGUUAAGCAGUGAUAACCGGGAGAUCAUUAGAGCCAUAAGAGAGAACACGGCGGAGUUGCGUGCAAUUAAAAACAAACUAUGUCCAAUGAGUGAGGACAUUAAGUCAUUAAGAUUUAAUUCAGAUCUGGUAAGGCGAUCCACUGUUGGGAAGCUGGAGAGGGAUAGGGAACAGGUGUCGAAGCGGCAUUCUAAGCCAUAGCCAUGUAACAUUUGAAAAGAAAUGUAUUGUUGUUUGCUGUUUAAAGUGUGUUUCAUUAUUGAUAGUUUAUCUUAAGUCAUUUUACUGUUUCGAGUCACUGUGACCUUGUGCCUAUAAAGUUUCAUGAGCCUAGGCGUUAGCAUUCUUGAGUUACCAUCCGGAAACCAUCUGGUGAACGGACCGACCGACCGACAGACCGACGGACCGACCGACAUGUACAAAGCAAUAUACCUCAUCCUCUUCGAAGGGGGGCAUAAUAAUAUGUUUAUCAGUAAACUGUUUUAGUAUUUGUUACAAUUACCUGUGGACUUUGGCAACAGGAGUUUUGCCAAAAAGACAGGGGGGUAAUGAUAUGCCCUGCAUAUAGGAACAUCAAAUUACCUAACAUUUGUUUAUACAUAUUAUGAAUAUAACUUAACUUACCCAUUGCUGUACAACUCAUGUGUUGAAUAUUUGAGCAGCCAUAAUUUAAUUUGCAUGUGAACUGGUUCAUUUCACAGAGCACCAUACAAACAAAAGACAUAGCUGUUUAAAAUCAUUUCAUCCGUUUAAUGCAAAGUCCACUGUUGUUGUUGUUGUUGUUACUGCAUUUGAUCUUCGAUUUUAUGUCAUUAUAUCUAAGUGUGUUCACACGUAUUACACUAACAUAAUGUUAAGUGAUCAUACCUUGUUAUCUUCGUCGUAUAUCUAUUUUAAUAUGCCUAAAUGAGUACAUUUUCGUAGGUUAUUGUCAGACCAUUCUCAUUUCUGAUCUGGUCGCAGCCAUUUGUCGCGUUGCAUCAUGGUCAGGUUUGAACUAUUGUCUGCAGUGAACUAAGCAUGAAACAGGUUAUUUUUAGAUAUGAUGUAAUCUCUGUUUAAUACUUGUUUAAAGUGGUGUAUCCAUCUUUCUAAGCGCCCAUAGAUUGUUUUACAUAAAUUUUUGUUCAAAAUCCAAUAUGGCGGUGUCUUUUGGCGUGAUGUCAUUUCAAUGCAUUUCGAGCGUUCAUGACAACUUGUUGUGGUCAAUCGACGUCAUUGACCCAUUUUUGGGGGCAAUGACCAUUUAUUUUGGGUACAUGACCAGUAAUUUUGGGGCAGGCGACCAAGAAUUCUUGGUCGGGCCAUAAAAACUGGGCAUUGACCAACCUUUUGGGUCGCUCGAGUAUUUAAGGUUCCAGGAACUUUAUUAAGUAAUUCAGUCAGGCCAUAACAUCAAGGGCAUAACAUCUUUUAUUAGAUCUAAAUAUUCAGAAACUUGUAAGAAAAACUUAAUAUAAACUGAAUUCAUAUUAAUUGCUACUGUAACUAAAUAAUAGACUUUAACCCAACAAAGAUAUUUUAUAUUAAUACAUUAAAGAUUGUUUAUUUAUUUAAAACGUAUACUCUUGUGGUGAAUGAGUGUUGGAAACUUG